GCCAGCAGGCUGCUUUUUGAUCCAGACUGCUUGUUACAUGAUCUCCUGGAAUACAGCGCUCCCCUCGCUACUCGAUGGCUUUUCGGGUUGUUCUCGCUUUGCGGCGCAAAGAGCACGGAAGGAUGCUGGCGCCACGCUGAACCUACAUCAUCUGGCCUUUCCUUCCCCCUUCCCCUCUUGUGGUCUUAACCUGUCUACUCCGUCUCCCUGACCUCCCUCCUCACCCCCCAUCUCCUGAUUUAAUGCUGCCGCCCCCUCGACAAUGAUACCAUGCAUUAACUGGCUGCAGCCUUUCCUUGCCUUGAUCUCCUCCACCUUGCUUACGCGAGGCCACAACUGUCCAACCAGCUGUUUGUGUCCAGACCACCACACCGUGGACUGCACCGGCCAAGGUCUAACCGGAGUCCCAGACUCCAUCCCUCUGGAUGUUCGCCGUCUCCUGCUCUCCAACAACUGGAUUCCCUGGAUCCCUUCUGACUUCUUGGUCCUCUACAGCGAUCUGGUCUAUCUGGACCUGAGGAAUAACUCCCUCUCCCAGCUGGACCCAGGGACCCUGAGCACCUCCUCUAGAUUAGUGUUCUUGGACCUGGGGAGCAACAACCUGACGGAAAUCUUCUCUGGAACAUUUGGGGAGUCCAGGAGUCUGAUCAAACUACGACUGGGGAACAACCCCUACCUAAAUAUGGUAGGCACGGAUGCUUUCACGGGGUUGACUUCUUUGAGGGAGCUUGAGCUAGAGAGGAAUGGUUUCACAGAGCUGGACGUCAUGGUCCUGGAAUCUCUGCCCUCUCUCCGGAUGCUGCGUCUGGAGGGAAACCCUUGGCUGUGCAACUGCCACUUUGCCAAACUGUUUGUAUGGCUGACAGAGAACCGCCAAAAGCUCCCAAAGGGUUUGGAGGGGAUAGAGUGCUCCCUGCCUCUGGAUGGGCGUCGUGUUCCCCUAACUUUCCUCUCCGAAGAAAGUUUUCGGGAGUGCCGUGGUACCCUCACCCUCACCGACUACCUCAUCGUCAUCUUCUCCGGCAUCUCCGUCUCAGUGGUGGCCAUCAUGGCCAGCUUCUUCCUCGCCUCCACGGUCCACUGCUUCCAGCGCCUCAGCAAAGGCAGCAAAGGAGAUGAGGAAGAAGGCGACGACUGAUGGGGGGGAAGAGGAAGGGGAAAUUGUGUUUCAAAGUGUUUCACACAAAACUCUUGCUCAGAACUCGACAAAACGUGAGAGCAAGGAGAGAUCAAGAACAAGAAAGCUCGUACUGUGUCAAAUCCAAGAUCACACUUGAGCUAUUGUGAGAAUCACAGACUUGUUUAGGAAACAUCAGAUAGGCUUGAAUCUCUGUGAACAGGUAUUGCAUUCACCGUAUGUAGCAAUUUCUACUACUGCGUACUAACUGACUGUAGGGACACUGGUCAGUACAAUGGCUUUUUGUCAGGAACAGAAGAGCUGUAGCAUUGCACAGCAAUUACUCCCGUCUUGAAAAAUAUAUGCAGUCCUCGUCAUUAAGACUGAGAUCGGUUAAAGUAUUCUAGAUGGAGAUGAAGUGACAAAAUUGACAAAAAGUGAGGCAAUCAAAGACUGGUAAGCACUGCAAGGGAAAUACAAAUUAUGUCUCCAACAGAUGUUACCUGUGGUGCAAGCCAGAAGAGGUCUUGCAGUGGGAGCUGACCAGUAAAAAAACUCGUCCUUUACUGUUGGCCCUCACAGGUCUGAAAAUAUAUACCCAACCCAAAAAGGAACCAUGACUUAUGCCAGGAUCAGACUACAGGAUAUUUUAGUCUUUGAGAUGGUCAGUGUGUCAGAUUAGACAAUCAUAGAUUCAUACAUUCUUUUUGUGACAUGGCAGAGUGACAGAACCAACAAUUUCAUUUCCAUCUUCUACAUUUUCGCGCACGUGCACAGAAGAGCACUUUGUGCUCCAAGGGACCAACAUCACAGAACACAUUAUUGAAGUUGUCAAACUAGGCGAGAGAAGGCAAAAAAAAUCUAGCCUGCUAGGCUUGUUGUCUGUUACGUUGGUUGUCUUCCACUGCAAUAUGCUAUGCAGGAUUAAACAAGCAAUGGACAAAGGAAUUAGUCAAAUAAAUCAUAGUUACCGCCAGUCAAAGCUACGUUUUUGCUUGGAAAGUAGUUGCAAAAAAUUGUAAAGUAACUGUAGAAAAUUCUUGACGUUUUAAGUCAGACCGUACCCAAUGCGCAGAGGGCUACAAAGACAUUGUUUGUAUCGAGUCGGCGGGUCUGCAGAGGUUCAGGUCUUCCCAAGACCUCUACUGAGAGUGUCCACUGGUACAGCUGGUGGGUAAGUGCCUUGCUCAACAGCAUCUCGGUUGUUGAAAGACGAGUUGUCAGAAUUUGAAAAUCAGCUCUCUGAAAUAUUCACAUACACUCAUUUACAAUACUUCAUUUUUAUUGUACAUGUUGUUUAUUUUAUUUUACUCCAAAACAAUAUAUCAUAUUUCAUCAGUAAAUUUAUAUUUUGUAUUAUUAAUCUGGAUCUGCAAACUAAUUACUAACUAAGUACAGUGGAGUAAAAAGUACAGGAUUCAAGAUUCAAUAAUGUAUUGCCAUAUCAACCAAAGUUCAUUAGGAGUUUGUUUCGGUGUGCUUAACAACAAAACAUAUAAUUACAUAACACACAAAACAAAACAUACUGCCACAAUUACAAUACAGUAACCAUACAAUGAAUACAACAGUGCAACCAGAUGGCUCAUGCCCUUAAAGUGACAAGUUAAAGUGCAUGUGCUCACUUAUACAGCCGGUGAAGCAUUUAGGAUACGGAUUGCUUCAGGAUAAGUGCUACUGUGGAAGCGAGAUGUUCUAGUCUUAAUACUGUGUAAUCUUUUACCCAAAGGUAGAAGACUGAAUAGAGGAUUUGAAGGAUGUGAGGAGUCCUUUAAAAAAAAA
Sebastes umbrosus (honeycomb rockfish) is the source of this 2896-nucleotide messenger RNA. RefSeq names its product leucine rich repeat containing 38a (gene lrrc38a). Bases 263 to 1138 code for a protein of 291 amino acids. The transcript is spliced from 2 exons. Lineage: Eukaryota; Metazoa; Chordata; Actinopteri; Perciformes; Sebastidae. Gene Ontology annotation, molecular function: voltage-gated potassium channel activity; transmembrane transporter binding; potassium channel activator activity. Gene Ontology annotation, cellular component: voltage-gated potassium channel complex. The record is from RefSeq and is a predicted model, not a curated record.